AUGGGUUCCUCAGUAUCUAAAUCUCUUCCUGCUGCUGAACUUCUUCCUGCUUCUAAAUCUUAUUUGGUAGUCAAAGCGAAUCAAUUCAUAGAACAAAAGCAAGAUUAUGACUGGUUCAUGGCCAGCAAAGGUGGGACACACGGAAAAGAUGACUUUCAACGCCGAGUUGUACUCACUACUUUUCCAAGCAACGUAACUCAAGCAGCUUUCGAAGACUAUGUUGAGAAAAAAUUUUCUGAUCAAGAAGAAAAAAUGAAAAAUAAUAUCAAAGCUUUAUUCCACGCCAAUUUGGAUUCCGACACGGACAAACGUAUUACAUUCGAUUAUGGAACUGAUGGUCAAAUAUCAGCUGUCUUAACACAAAUUUUAUUUGAAAGACACCCUGAAAGCGGAGAAAUUAAAGUCAGCGUUGGGUAUGCUACUUGCAUACGGCAAGUAAAAGCCGGUUCGAAUUUACAGUAUAGUUACUGGCAAACUGAUGCCGACAGAGUUUCGAGAGCUUUGCAGUAUGUAUAUGGUGUCGAACUCAAACAAGAAUUAAUCCCGUUUUUAUAA
Molecule: messenger RNA, 555 nt
Organism: Adineta ricciae
Lineage: Eukaryota; Metazoa; Rotifera; Eurotatoria; Adinetida; Adinetidae
Source: the annotation of a GenBank genome assembly